Messenger RNA from Ceraceosorus bombacis, 1425 nucleotides. NCBI's taxonomy places the organism in Eukaryota, Fungi, Basidiomycota, Exobasidiomycetes, Ceraceosorales, Ceraceosoraceae. The record is from the annotation of a GenBank genome assembly.
AUGUCCUGGAAAGUGGGCGCGACAUCAGCUCUUGGCGACGGGCGCAAACGACCUCGUCAAUCGACUAGGCCGCCUCAUGAGCCGGAACACAUCUCGCACACCGGCUCGUCCUACAGCCUUGAUGAAGGCACGAAAGGCGGACGCCUUUCAGGAGCAUCCGCCAGUCCUCAGACGGGCGAUUCUCUAGAUCUACUGCCUUCCGAUCAUGUGAGUCCACAUCAGAGUGCCGAUAUCACUUCAAGAUUGCAGUAUCGCAACACUGAUACGUUUGAUCAUGCUCGAUAGGAAUACGACGCAGACUCGGAUGCGGACGGCGAGGAUUUCGAAGGGGCGCCUUCCAAAAGGCAAGCUCUACAUUCGCGCGGGCUUUUUCUUCGCGAUGAACGACCUCCUCGUAAGAGGCCUCACUUGUCCGCUGAAGCAGAGGUGGAAUUGGGACGCAACUUGAGCGGCAUGUCCUUGUGUCUGAGCCCAAAUUUGCAAGUCACAGAGGAGCCCAUACCUCUGGCCCCGCCAAGCUCUCCGACAAAAGAUCACUCCACCUCAGUGCACUUCAGCUCCAGCUCCCAAGUGGAUCUCUAUCCCUCGCAGGGCUCCACGAUGUAUCCAUCCAGCAGCGCAUCAGCGAUGAUUGGCGACAGUCAUAGCGCCGAACAGACGACGCUUGACGAUGUAGCAAUGAAGAUCAGACGAGGACCCUCCAGCUACGAGGUGGAAAAAGAUCGGGUGGUCGUAACCACAUUGAGUGACACUUCAUCCGAUGGGUCAGUCAGCGAAUGCGGCGAGAAGAUCAGCGCAGAAGCAAGGUCGACAGAAUCGCAAGCGGGGGCGCUAGCAGAGGAUGGAAGCGUUCGAGUGCAUCCAAAGUUGCUGUCCAAGCUGGAGGACUUGCAAGCCGCCUUGGUCAGGGACAGUGCGGCUGCUAGAUUGGGGCUGCACGCAAGACAAUGGGGGAAGAGACGCGUCUCUCCCUUGGGCGGGAGCGUCACAGGAGCUCCCGGAGCAAGAUCACAAUCGGUCUCUCCAAGACCUACCUCGCCGACGAAUACCGUUCUACCUUCGCGAGAGGAAAGCACAGCUGCUCUGAUAUUGUGGAAGAGGCCCGAGGACUUGCUCGGGACCCCCACCGCUGGCGGCUCGUCUGCCAAGUCUCACGAAACCUCUGAGAGGCAACAACAUCCAGCAGCGUCCUUCUCUUUCGUAUCGAAGGCCGCAGCACAUCUGCAGCAGGUGGAGCAUUCAGAGUUCGAUGCCGCGUCGAACAGCGCUGCUCCCAAUCCAUACCAGCACCUUGGCACUUCACCGCUCCACUGGCCCACUCCAACAAGCUCCACGGAGGCAGCCACUCAUCAAAACUCACCCAGAUCUACUCUUUCUGCCACAUGUUCAACCGAAAAGCUCAGCGAUGCCAUGGACAUCGAUUGA